Racocetra persica is the source of this 273-nucleotide messenger RNA. NCBI's taxonomy places the organism in Eukaryota, Fungi, Glomeromycota, Glomeromycetes, Diversisporales, Gigasporaceae. The record is from the annotation of a GenBank genome assembly.
AUGAAACCCUCUGUUCGUUUUAAUACUCCCUAUGAUGACGAAGACGAAGAAGAUACUUUGCCAGAAAGGGGUGACAAUCCUCACUUGAAUUUCAGCAGAUCACCUUCAAGUUUUCGAAAUGGUCGUAAUAAUGGUAAAACUAGUCAUAACCCACAAAAACCAUUUCAAGGUCAGAACUUUGUAUUGCAUGGCUACAAUGAAUCUGAAAAACAAAAUCUAGAAAAUAUGAUAAAAAGUCAGGGCGGUUCUGUGUCUCAAUCGCUUAGCAAUCGG